This is a messenger RNA of Linepithema humile (Argentine ant), 1060 nucleotides long. Lineage: Eukaryota; Metazoa; Arthropoda; Insecta; Hymenoptera; Formicidae. The record is from RefSeq and is a predicted model, not a curated record.
UUUGCAACGAAAUACUUGCAUAUGUCAAGAGUGAACCCAUUCAGAAUCAUAUGAACAAGGAACAUAAAGUAAUUCACGACGCUGAAGUCACUAAAAUGACGACAGGUAGCAUCCCCUGGCAAUAUUUAAGGUUUACGGAACCAAAUUCAACAGAUAAAGUACAAUGUAUGGAAUGUGAUAAAACGAUACCAUAUGACGAAGCAGAAAAUCAUGUACAUUAUCAUUUUAUAUGCGAUCUAAAACCAGGUAAAUAUAAAAAUUGGACUUUUAAAUACGCAAGACAAAACGCAGAUAAUGUGACAUGUACAUUGUGUGAUAAAAAUGUAACAUUUUGGGCAAGAAUUACUGAUUUAAAAAAGCAUGCAAAUAAACAUAAAAAAUACAUGAAUAAAAUAGCCGAAGAAUACCUAUUAUGGGGUACAAUAAUAAGGACUGUACAAUGGAUCUGGUUGGAAAAAUGUUAUAUAAAUUUUGAAUAUUUUCGAGCACAAUGUAAAUUUUGCGAACACAAAAUACCAUAUAUCACACAUACACAAUUUUUGGAACACAUGAAGAACACGCAUAGUGCUCUUCACUCGCUUGAAGAAGAAAAAAAUACACCUGAUAUCUUCAACGAACCUCAGUGGAAUUAUAUAAGGUACAUAAAUGAUUUUAUAUUAGAUGAAAAAAAUCUAGAAUGCAUCAUAUGUGAAAAAAAAGACGGACUACCUCACACAAAUCAUUUUCCACGUGAGCUGAAAUUCGUUUCUCAUUGGGCACUUAAAUACGCGAGACAAAAUGUAAAAGUUGCAAAUUGUACUUUAUGUAAAAAUGAAGUAAACUUUGAAUGGGCCCCGGAAAAUUUAGAAAACCACAUAACAUCUGUACAUCCAAAUGAGCGGGAAAAAAUACGUCAAAAAGAUUUGGUACAAAGAACAGUACACGACCAAGCUACACCGUCGACGAGCUACGCAAGUUGAAAGAAAAACGAUCAUUUAUCUACAUUGGACAAUGGAAAUGAUGGUAGCGACAUUUUCAAGUAGCAUCUCAUGACCAGCGAUAACGACAGUCUUGACUUUGA